Molecule: messenger RNA, 3308 nt
Organism: Hemiscyllium ocellatum (epaulette shark)
Lineage: Eukaryota; Metazoa; Chordata; Chondrichthyes; Orectolobiformes; Hemiscylliidae
Gene: pik3c3
Product: phosphatidylinositol 3-kinase, catalytic subunit type 3
Exons: 25
Coding region: 110-2776 (888 amino acids)
Biological process (GO): autophagy of peroxisome; endocytosis; phosphatidylinositol-3-phosphate biosynthetic process
Cellular component (GO): phosphatidylinositol 3-kinase complex, class III, type II; endosome; phagophore assembly site
Molecular function (GO): 1-phosphatidylinositol-3-kinase activity
Source: RefSeq, a predicted model, not a curated record
CUUUCAGGCCGGUGGGAAGAUGGCGGCCGCGGAGCCGUGAUCUCGAAACAGUUUAAAAUAUCUCCGUCCGCCUGGGCCUGGGAAAGGAGCCAGUGACUUACCGAGAGGGAUGGGCGACACGGAGAAAUUCUGCUAUGUUUACAGCUGCGACCUGGAUAUUAACGUCCAGCUGAAGAUUGGAAGCUUGGAAGGCAAACGGGGGCAAAAAAGCUAUACAGCUCUUCUGGAAGAUCCAUUGCUUAAAUUUUCAGGCUUGUAUCAGGAAACUUGUUCUGAUCUCUAUGUGACAGGCCAAGUAUUUGCAGAAGGAAAACCUUUGGCUCUUCCUGUUCAGACUUCUUAUAAAGCUUUCAGCACAAGAUGGAACUGGAAUGAAUGGUUAAAAUUACCUGUGAAAUAUCCAGAUUUACCACGGAAUGCUCAAGUCGCUCUCACAAUCUGGGAUGUUUAUGGACCUGGAAAAGCUGUCCCGAUUGGAGGAACUACUGUUAGUCUUUUUGGAAAAUAUGGCAUGUUUCGACAAGGCAUGCAUGACUUGAAAGUUUGGCCAAAUGUGGAAGCAGAUGGGUCUGAGCCUACUAUGACAGCAGGAAGGACGAGCAGCAAUGUAUCUGAAGAUCAAAUGAGCCGUCUAGCAAAGCUCACCAAAGCGCAUCGCCAAGGUCACAUGGUGAAGGUUGAUUGGUUGGAUCGACUUACUUUUAGAGAGAUAGAGAUGAUAAAUGAGAGUGAAAAAAGAAGCUCUAAUUUUAUGUAUCUUAUGGUUGAAUUUCCACGUGUUAAAUCUGAAGACAAAGAAUACAGUAUUGUUUAUUAUGAAAAGGAUGGUGAUGAAUCAUCUCCAAAUCUAACAAGCUCAGAGAUUGUCAAAGUGCCAGACCCUCAGAUGUCAAUGGAGAAUUUAGUAGAAAGCAAGCAUCAUAAACUUGCUCGAAGCUUGAGAAGUGGACCUUCGGAUCAUGACCUGAAGCCAAAUGCUGCUACCCGUGACCAGCUUAAUAUUAUUUUAAAUUAUCCUCCCACUAAACUACUGUCUUCUGAAGAGCAAGAUCUAGUUUGGAAAUUUAGAUAUUAUCUCACCAACCAAGAAAAGGCUUUGACUAAAUUUUUAAAGUGUGUAAACUGGGACUUGGCCCAAGAAGCUAAACAAGCCUUGGAGUUAUUAGGAAAGUGGAAACCAAUGGAUGUGGAAGAUGGUCUAGAGUUGCUUUCCUCCCAGUUCACUAAUCCAACUGUAAGGCGGUAUGCUGUUGCUAGGUUACAACAAGCAGAUGAUGAGGAUUUGCUGAUGUACCUGCUUCAGCUUGUCCAGGCUUUAAAGUAUGAAAACUUCAAUGACAUAAAAGUUGGAUUAGAACCAAACAGAAGAGAUAGCAAUCAAACUGCAAUGAAUGAAAGUAUGUCUGGAUCGCUAACUGGUGCUUCAGAAAUGGAGAGCUCCCAAAUAAUCUCCAGUCCGUUUCCUCCAGUAUCCCCACCUCUUCCAAUUUCUAAAGUAAAAGAUGCCACAGAUGGAGAUAACUUAGAGCAAGAUCUUUGUGCAUUUCUAAUAUCAAGAGCUUGUAGGAAUUCCACUCUGGCCAACUAUUUAUACUGGUAUGUUAUUGUAGAAUGCGAAGACCAGGAUACUCAACAACGUGACCCAAAAACUCAUGAGAUGUAUUUGAAUGUGAUGAGGAGGUUUAGUCAAGCUCUGCUAAAGGGAGACAAAAACGUGAGAGUCAUGCGCUCUCUUCUAGCUGCUCAGCAAACAUUUGUGGAUCGACUAGUGCAUCUUAUGAAAGCUGUUCAGCGAGAGAGUGGGAAUCGGAAGAAAAAGAUUGAAAGGUUGCAGACUUUAUUGGCAGACAAUGAAAAAGUGAAUUUAUCCGAAAUUGAACCUAUACCUUUGCCUUUAGAGCCACAAGUUAAAAUCAGAGGUAUCAUCCCAGAAAAAGCAACAUUAUUUAAGAGUGCACUUAUGCCAGCAAAAUUGAUAUUUAAAACUGAAGAUGGAGGUAAAUAUCCUGUUAUAUUCAAACAUGGUGAUGAUCUCCGUCAGGAUCAGCUUAUUCUCCAGAUUAUCUCUCUUAUGGACAAGCUGUUACGAAAAGAAAAUCUUGAUUUGAAAUUGACGCCCUACAAGGUGUUGGCAACGAGUACCAAACAUGGCUUCAUGCAGUUUAUACAGUCUGUGCCUGUUGCUGAAGUAUUGGCGACAGAAGGAAGUAUACAGAACUUUUUCAGAAAACAUGCACCCAGUGAAAAAGGGCCCUCUGGUAUCAGUGCUGAGGUUAUGGACACCUAUGUUAAAAGCUGUGCUGGAUAUUGUGUGAUUACAUACAUCCUUGGAGUUGGGGACAGACAUUUGGACAACCUCCUGCUGACAAAGACUGGGAAAUUAUUUCACAUAGACUUUGGAUAUAUUUUGGGUCGUGAUCCUAAACCUUUGCCACCUCCCAUGAAAUUGAGUAAAGAAAUGGUAGAGGGCAUGGGUGGAAUGCAGAGUGAACAGUACCAAGAAUUCCGUAAACAAUGUUAUACUGCCUUUCUGCACCUGAGAAGAUACUCUAAUCUCAUACUAAAUCUGUUCUCGCUAAUGGUAGAUGCCAACAUUCCAGAUAUUGCUUUGGAACCUGACAAGACUGUGAAAAAGGUGCAGGACAAGUUCCGCCUAGAUCUUUCUGAUGAAGAAGCAGUUCAUUACAUGCAGAGUUUGAUCGAUGAAAGUGUCGGUGCCUUGUUUGCUGCUGUUGUGGAACAGAUACACAAAUUUGCUCAGUACUGGAGAAGAUAAAUACUGUGUUUCUGGAGAGGCUCAACAUGUCAUGAUUAGUGAAUAAGAAUCUCAUCGGUUUCAAGAUGUGAAGGUUACUGCACAAGAACAAAUUAAACUGCAGUUCCUUUCAUAAAUAAUUCAACGCUAAGGAAACAUUAUGCACUAUGAUUUGGACAGCAAAAUAUUUGAGUAUAUAUCCACUGUGCUAAUCUUUUCAGUGGUCAGUAGUGAGAGGACUGAACCAAGUGUUUAGCAACAUCCCAGGGAAAACUGCAGCAAAGUUAUUUUCUUACAGAGUUCUGGUGGAUUACUUCAAGUGACCAGUGGUGUAUAUUGUAACAAAUUGUAUUCUUUGCAACUUCUGCCAUUUAAUUCCAGGGGAAAAUACCAAAAAAACAUUUUUUUUGCAUUCAAACUGUCACCAUUAAAACUUUUGAACAAUCUUGAAACUGUUGAAUGCUGUUAUUGUCUAAAGUACCAUCUUUCAACUUUUACACAAAUACGUUAAUCUCUUGGAAAAUUCACAGUUGAAGCUUUUUUUUUGUUUUUG